AUGCCUCCACGACCCGGAAUUCGCCCACCGCGCAAGAAUGAUAGAUCCGAGCGCUUUCAGGUAGACUGGCUUCGUGAUUAUCAAGAUUAUGUUGAAAUUACAUUGCCAAAAAUUUCAAUUUAUAUUGGUUUUAUUUUAAUCAUCACACAGAUCUCGCAAUAUUUCAAUUUCAAGUCAGCAAACUUCGAAAGAAGAUACCCCCGCAAUGAUACAUAUCUUUCACACUUGGCAGAUAUGUUUAAAGGCGGUCCAAUCUACGUUUUGAUAGCACUCCUUGUCUAUUUCGUAUACUCUUGCAUAACAGGUUUCGAACAGGAUGUUGCUUUUAUGCUUGGUGUUCUUUUUGCACUCGAUGAUGGCUUACUCCAGUUCCUUCAGAAUAAUAUCUCCGCUUGUUAUUUAUUUAUUAGUGUUUUGUUCACAAUUUACUUUGGCCUUCAACUCCAAGAAGAAUUCUCAGGAACUUUUUCAUUAAGAUGGUAUUACAACUUUCUUGGCUCCUGCGUCUGCGCUCUCAUCUCAAUAUUCUUAUUUCCAGAAGUUAUACCAAUUAUUCUCAUCGUUUUCUUAUUCGCCAACAUUUCCAUUUCGAAAUCCUCUCUUAUCAACAAAUCUGGCGGAAGAACAUUCGCCAACUUAGUUUGGGCAGCUGUUCUUCUCCUCCCAUCUGUUUACUUAGUCUAUCCAAGAGUUCCAAGAUUCGAUUUCCAAUUACACAACGUUUACGAUGUUUUCGUUCUUGCAGAAUGGAACAUUGGAACGCUCAUCCCAAUUAUCCUCUCAUUACCUCUCAUUGCAGCCAUUCGUACUCCUCGUGUCAAUUCAUAUCUUAUUUCUUGCUACGCCGUCAGUAUUUUCGGCAUUUUCAUCAAUUGCAGCCGCAAUCUUGAUACUCUCUACAUCAGAUUACUAUUCGCAAGAAUGGUAGGCUCUGCUGUGGCUUCAAUCGUUCUCGGAAGACAGAAAUUCAUCUUCACAAGUUUCAUUGUUAUUUUAAUUUCGUUUGGCUACGCUUGGAUUCAAAGAGAGCAGUUCAAUCCAAUUGAUAUCGAUUUUGUUUAA
This is a messenger RNA of Trichomonas vaginalis G3, 1062 nucleotides long. RefSeq lists its product as uncharacterized. NCBI's taxonomy places the organism in Eukaryota, Parabasalia, Trichomonadida, Trichomonadidae. The coding region runs from base 1 to 1062 and encodes 353 amino acids. The transcript has a single exon. The record is from RefSeq and is a predicted model, not a curated record.